AUGACGAUCAACGACACUGGUCGCCAUGAAACUAACGGCACGGCCACCGCUGCCUCUGUGCCAGCCCCCUUGGAGGAUUCCACCCCGCCAGCCUUGUUUCAUCGUUCCCUUCACCAAAGACCAUACAAAGUCACGUCGGCAAGGGGCAUAUACUUAGCGCUCGCCGACGGCCGAGUCGUCAUGGACGCCUGUGGUGGUGCGGCCGUAGCCUGCCUCGGCCAUGGAAAUGAAGAAGUCCUCCAAGCCGUCCACGACCAGAUGAGUACGGGGGUCAGCUACUUGCACUCUCUGACCUACACCACCGACGCAGCCGAAGAGCUUGCACACCAUCUGAUCGACGGGCCUCAAGGUGGCGGCCGUUUCGGACUUGAGAGAGCAUACAUCGUCAAUAGCGGCAGCGAAGCCAUGGACGCCUCGCUGAAACUCGCGCGGCAGUAUUUCUUCGAACUCGGCCAAGGCGAGCGCACCCAUUUCGUGAGUCGAAAGCAAAGUUAUCACGGCAACACGGUCGGUGCGAUGAACGUCAGUUCCAAUCUACCCCGAAAAGUGCCCUACGCGUGUUUCCAACUUGAUCAUUUCAGCUGGGUUACGCCGGCGUACGCGUACCAGUAUUCGCACUGGAAACAAGCUGAGACAGAAGAGCAAUUCGCGGCACGUCUGGUAGAGGAACUCGAUCAGCACUUCCAACAGAUUGGGCCGGAGAAAAUCAUUGCGUUCGUCGCCGAGCCCCUCGUCGGUGCCACGAGUGCCUGCACCCCAGCUCCAAAGGGGUACUUCAACGGCGUCCGGCGAGUGUGCGACAAGUAUUCGAUCCUCCUGAUCCUGGAUGAAAUCAUGUGCGGCAUGGGCCGGACAGGCACGCAAUUUGCAUUCGAGCAAGAAGACGUGGUCCCGGAUAUUAUGACCAUCGGCAAGGGGUUGGGCGGUGGCUAUGCGCCGGUCGCCGGCAUGCUAGUCCACAAGCGCAUCAUUGACGUCUUGAAAAAGGGCACGUCCAGCUUCAACCACGGACAAACGUACCAGGCCCACCCUGUCGGGUGCGCUGCCGCUUUGGCGGUGCAGAAGAUCCUGCGCCGCGACGGCAUCAUUGAGAACUGUGCACGGAUGGGAAAAUUCUUGUAUUCGCUGCUUGCCCAGACAUUUGCAGAGGCCAAAUAUGUCGGCGACAUCCGCGGUCGCGGUCUGUUCUGGGGUAUGGAGUUCGUGCAAGACAAGGACUCGAGAGCCUCGUUCCCGCCGGCCACGGCGUUUGGAGCGCGCUUCCAGGCUCUGGCGUUCGAGUUGGGGGUGGCCGUGUAUCCCGGUGCGGGCACUGUGGACGGGACCAGAGGUGAUCAUGCCAUUCUGUCUCCUCCCUAUAAUGCGACGGAGGAGGAGGUAAGGAAGAUUGUCCAGGUGCUCAAAACCGCUUAUGACAGGUUGGAAACGGAGGUGGACGAGGCUGAGCCAGGGACAAACUCUGGGGUCAGACAAAGAGGGCCAAAUUAG
This is a messenger RNA of Rhinocladiella mackenziei CBS 650.93, 1488 nucleotides long. RefSeq lists its product as uncharacterized. Gene Ontology annotation, cellular component: cytosol. The record is from RefSeq and is a predicted model, not a curated record. The transcript has a single exon. Lineage: Eukaryota; Fungi; Ascomycota; Eurotiomycetes; Chaetothyriales; Herpotrichiellaceae. Gene Ontology annotation, molecular function: pyridoxal phosphate binding; transaminase activity. Bases 1 to 1488 code for a protein of 495 amino acids.